UGAAACCCAGAGGGAUUCCUCAUCUGCUGUACCAGCGUCUACGAGGUGCGUCUCUCCUCAGGCCGAAGACAAGCCAGGCGGAGUGACUGCACAUGAGUCCGACUGGGAUUCCUCUGAAGCCGAUAACCAAGCCGACCCCGGUGCUAAACGUGACGCCGCCUCGCCAGCAGCUGUCAACACAGACGGUGAGACCAAAGAGACGCACAAAUGCUCCUCAGAAGGAGAGGAAGAGGACGAUAUCGAGAAAGAAUCCCGUGAGCCCUUCCGCUCUAGCGUCGGUGCUUGAGUACGAAUGCACGAACAAACAGAUCCUCGAGGACGGAGAGCCAGCAGCUUCUGCCUGGCGAACGGAUGAAGAGUCCCGAAACGAGGAGGGGGACAGCAGCAGUUGGGACGACGACGACGAAAGUGACGACUUAGAGAAACAAACGACGACCCCGCGCCCAGGUGCCAGCUCGCCUUCGCUGACACCUGAACACAGACGCUCAGCAGACAGGGGAGAAGCAGAAGAAACCAAAACAUGCAGCGCUCAGACGGGAGGCGACGACGAAGGGAUACCGUGUUCCCUUAUCGAUGGGCAUUACGACGCCGAAGAGGAAUCCCCGGCUCAGGGAGCCAAGCUGGCCGUGGAUGAAAUCCGGAGCAAGGACGACGAGUCGAGCGAGGAUUCUGACAGCAAGCAUCAGAAGCUCCAGUAUGACUUUGCCAGCGCGACGGUCAAACUGCUGGAUGGCCCGGCCGGUCUACGCGCAGACGUAGGUGGGAAGUCAGUCGACGAGAGCGAAGCUAGAUUAACAUCGUACGCCCCGCUUGAAGAUGAAACGGUGAGUGUUACCAGAACCGGAGAGCCCUGCGACGGAGGGCUGAGGAGGGGAACCGUCUCUUCCAGCCCACCCAGCAACCAAAUAGAGGCGUCUGACGAAGCCUUGCCCCAGACGGACAUCGACGACGUGGACCUAAGCUCACCUGAACGAUCCGAGAACACGAGCCCGAGACGGCAUGAGCUAAAAAGCGCUGACGAGGCUGAAGUUCAGGAACAAAAUUCCACUGAAGAUGAGUGUGACAACGACGAGGAAGAGGAGCAAGAGUUCAAUGGAGACGAUGAAGGAGACACAUCAGAUGAGGACAACCUAUCUGAGGAUGGUGGGGAGCUCCAUGAUGGAGCUUCAGCCGCUCACGACGCAGAAGUUGGUAAAGAUAAAAAAAGAGAUUUUAGGUCAGAGCUGGGUCUGGAGAAAGGGGAAGAAGAAAGUUCCUGGGACUCCGAGUCAAACUCUGAACUUUCCAACAUACCGCAUAAAGAAGAGCACGAUCUGGAUGGCCUACAUCUGGAGGAGACAUCUGCUGUGGAAGAGCCACUCAAAGAAAACAUGUUUUACAUCCCUUCUUUUUUAAGAGGGAAAGGAGGCAGUAGGAUGGCAGAGCUAGAGCCUGGCAAGAGUGCAGGCAUGCCACAAGGCAGCCAGGGCGAGGCUGGAGGCAACAGUAGCGACGACCGAGGGAGCCUUGCUCACGAAGGCAACGCUCUACAGAUAAAGAAGGAGAGUCCAAAACGGGAGCCGCUCAGUGUUUUCAGCAAACCCAAAGAAGAUGCCGACAUAAUGGAAGAGCUCGGAGUAGGCGACGUUGAUGAUCUGGAAGCAAAAAAAGCAGACGGCUCAGACUGGGAUUCCGCCAGUACUGUCAGUAAGAGAACCCUGCCUGGGUGGAAGAUGCCCUCCUUCGGGUUUGAAGAGUUUCAGGAAGAUGGCAACCCGUCUGGUAGUGCACAGAAAGAAGAGCCCGCUCUUCCCCCGCCCUCCACCCCUCAGAGGAGCCUCAGCUCUGGCACAAGCCAGCCCAGCACACCCUCCAAAUCGGCUCCGCAGCCCCAACCUCGUGCGAGGAAGACGAUUCUUCAGCAACCAGACAGCCAAGAAGAAUCAGACUGCGAGCAAGAAACGACUAGAUGCGCCCAAGAAGCAUCCCCUCCUGACAAUCAGCUGCAAAAUGUCCCCGAGCCCCCGGCAGCGGUCGAACCAGGUAUGGCUGAGCUCUCGCUGAUGGCAGGACACGCUAAAGGUAGCCUGGAUUCUGAAGAGCAGCAAGAAAAGGCGAAAGAUGACGCAGUAGACGGACGCGGGUUAAGUUCGCGCAGCUCGGCCUACGCAGGCUCUGACGCCGCAGAGAGGGACGACGAUCGCCCCGAAGAAAGGCUCGGCGUGGGAGAACCGCCGUGGGAGAACCGCUACGAGAAACUCUGGGUAGAGGUGGAGAAGAGGGAAGUGAAAUCCACCUAUAAGAGCGUGGCUGCCGAGUUAAAAGAGAGGUUUGGGGAGCUUUCUGAGUCAGGCCGUCCUGCGGGCGACCCUCCGGAGGACGCUACCCCCGCCUCCAGCUCUGCAGAUGAAGAGUCAAGUGACGAAGGGGAGGGAGAGGUGAUUGUUCGCCCCGCGGCCAGAGCUAGAAGCGCCGUUCUCCUCACCAUCCCCGAGCAGAGGGAGUCGGGACAGGAGGAGUCCGUGGCGGAGUCGCCUGACAACUCCUUGUGGGACGAAAGGUCAGCCGUGGGCGCCGCUGCUCCAUCGCAGCUCCCCGCUGCGCAGGAUCAAAGCGAAGGCCAUGCCGAUCGCCACGCCGGACCUUUUAGCGGCAGGACGAGCCCCGCUGCCGACUCUGUCGCCCAUCUCCACGGAGCUGGAGGGAGCAGCGCGGGUUCUGAGGGCGAGGUUGAAGAAAGCCCGAUGCCUGAGCCGGCCUCACGAGACACACGUCCCGUCGUCUCCGGCGGAGAAGGACGUGGUGAAGAGGACGUGACGAAGUGUAACCCUGAGACCGGCAGCACGACGGCGACGGCGGCGGCUACAGUGGAGGAGCAGAGGUGGCGUACUUCCUGGGACGGCGGUGACGCAGCAGUGGAAAAAAUACUUGGUUCUAAGAAACCCGAGACCGCUUUAGGUAGCCUGUUGAAUCGAGCCGACGGAUCUCAUCAGGACCAGCAGCCUGUUCCUGCCCAGAGCGCCAGCAGAGCUCCGGUCCAGCACGGCUGCGGUAGCAGGAAGCAGGAGAGGCCGGCUGUAGAAGGAGCAUUACAGCUGGAGCCGAAGGUCCGAGGGGCCCGGCCCGUCAGAGCCCCUCAGACCGGCAAACGUGUUAACGGAGACCCCUCCUCUGUGUUUGAUGAUAGCUCUUUAAGUGACUUGUCGGACGAUGAAGCAAGGUUGACCACUAGAGGGCAGCAGAGGAGCAAGAUCCAGACACCCGAGGAGAUGGACAUGGCCGAAGAUUUGGAUGAACUCACCCAGUCGUCAGACACAGCCACAGAUGACAUGGACUCCCCCACUUCAGGCUACCGUCAUGCGUCCCUCCUCAUCCAGAAGCUGGAUUCGUCCACUUUGGACUCAACGAGCAUCACGAAGCUGCAGAACAUCUUCCACGAGUAUGAGCGCUCCAUUGAAAAAGCGCGCAGCCGCCACGGCUACCUGGCAGAGAAGGUGAGCCAGCUGGAAGUGGAACGGGCGGCGCUGAAGAGCUCACUGGAGGAAGUUAAAGACGUCAAGUCUCUGCUGGAGCGCAACCAGCUGGAGUUACAGACCGAAGUCACAAACCUGAAGUUCCAGCUGAAACAGGAGCAGGAGAAUCGGCACAACGCCACCAUGAUGUACAACACUACCAGAGACAAGCUGAGGAGGAUGGAGGAGCAGCACCAGUUCGAGGUCCAGGAGCGGCAGAAGGUAGAGCUGACGCUGCGAAACCUGGAGCUGGAGACCAGGACGCUGAUCAGCAACAUGAAACAGCUUGAAGAGGAGCACAGUGAGACCCAGAGGUUGCUGGCUCAGGAGCGCAGCUCACGGGCCCUGCAGGAAAACCUGCUCAGCGGUCACCUCCGAAAGCAGCAGGAGAUGGAGGCGGAGAACAGGAGAAGCGUCAGCAGAAGCAACGAGGCGCUGUCCCAGCUGACGGAGGCCAGCGACAGGGAGCGGGAGCUGCUCCAGCAGACCACCUCCUUGCAGGAGCAGCUGUCCAUGCUGCGGGCGGACCUGGAGCGGUCGCAGGCAAGCAGCAGUCUGAAGGAGAGCCACCUGGUGGAGGAGAACGAGACCCUCAGGGAGCAGCUGGAGGACGUGCGGCGGGACCUGAAGCUGAGCAACGAAGCCGUGACGCAGACCGUGUUCACCUGCAACACGCAGCUGGCGGCCCUGAAGUCCGAGCUGGCCAAAACGGCCAGCCGGCUGGAGAGCGAGCGGCAGGCGCGCGAGGCGCUGGAGGCCGAGGCCGAGUCCACGCGCGGCCGCCUGGCCGGAGCCGUGAAGGAGGCGGAGCUGCGCCUGGCGGCUCACUCGGACACGGAGAAGGCUCUGCUCAGGGAGAAGGAGGAACACCAGCGGCUCAGAGACCGGCUCACAGGUGAGCUAGCCUCUCAGCGCGAGGACGUCAGCAGCCUGUCACAGAAGCUGGCCAAGGCCGAGGCUCGGGCGAACAGCAUGGAGAACGAGGUCCACCGGGUCACUCUGCAGCUGACGGAGAAAGGCCUGCUGCUGGACGUCCUGCAGAGGGAGAAGGACCAGGCGGCGGCGCGCGCCAAGGAGCUGGAGAACGACCUGCAGGCGGCGAGGGAGCAGGGCGGCCGCGCAGGGGCGCGCCACGAAGCCGCGCAAGAACGGCUCGCCCAAGCCCAGAGCGAGGCCAUGUUGCUGCGGCAACAGCUGGAGGAGUCCCAGAACAAAGGCGACGCCAAGGAGCGCGCCGUCACAGACGCCCAGGAGCGCUUCAGCGACAUCCUGUCCAAGCUGCGCUCCGACUGUGAGGAGAGAGUCCAGCUGGUGGAGGACAGGAAUAAGGAGCUCGCUGGCAAGGCCGCCGAUCUUCGCGAUCAGAUCUAUAAGUUGGAGGAAGAGAAGAAUGAGCGGGAGGCCAGCGUCAGGCAGCUGCAGCAGGAGCUGGCCGACUCGCUCAAGAAGCUGUCCAUGUGCGAAGCCUCCCUGGAGGUCAACACGCGCUACCGCAGCGACCUGGAGGAGGAGAAAGCUCGGCUCCUCAAGGACUGCGACAGGCUCAGGGGAAAGCUGGAGGAAAGUGAAGAUCAGUACGUGCAAGCGGAGCGCCGCAUCAACGGUCUGAAGAGCAGUCUGGGCGAAAGGGAAAAGGAGCUGAGCAGCGCCUCUCAGAAACUCCAGGAGGCGCUGUCUGCCUCCGCAGCCUCUGAAAUCACCAUCAAGCAGCUGGAGGAGGCUGUGCAAAGGCUGGAGAUUGAGAACGCCAGACUAGAAGCUGCUGCAAAACAACAGUCCAAUAAAAUAGAGGCUCUGCAGAAAGGUGCCCAGGAAGCUGCCAUGCUAACUGACUGCUCACCUGGAGGAGGGGUCCGUGGACAUUUGGAGGACUUGGUAACAAAUCUCCAAAGUAGCAAGAUGACUUUGGAGGAGCAGCUGAAUAAAGAGGUGCAGAGACAGAGCAUGCUGUCUCACACCGCCCAGGACUCUCAGGCCCUGUGGGAGGAAGAGCUGAAGAGCCGCUCCAAGCUAGGACUGCGCCUGGCCGAGCUGGAGAAGGAGAAAGGGGAGCUCACCGCCCAGAUGGAGAUGGAAAAGAAGAAGGCCAAGAAGGUGGGCGAGCAGAAGAAGGCCGUCGACGCGCGCCUCGAUCAGGAGAUGAAGAGAAACGUGGAGCUUCAAAAAGAAAUGUACAGGCUGCGCACUUUACUGAAAACGGCCAAGAAGAAGCUGCGGGAUCACGAGGCGGGGGGAGGUGAGCUUGCCUCUCCGAUGAACUCUCUGCGGAUGGACCUGGGCCGACACCACCAGGCGGACGGUGCCUUCGGAUGGAUGAAGGACAAGGUGGAGGAUCUGCAGGGGCAGCUGGAGAAGGAGACGUGUCGACGCGACCAGCUGGAGAAGCUGAACGAGCAGCUGAGGGACCAGGUGGCCUCCCUGAAAGGCUCGGGCCGCAGGAACGACGAGCUGGAGAGGAGCAAGAGGCAGCUGGAGGAGGAGGUGCUGGAGCUGAGGCGGCGGACGGAGGCGGCGCAGACGGACCAAAGCCAGGCGGAGCGGUACCGCCGCGAGGCCGAGGAGAAGGCCCGGCAGGAGAUCCAGCAGAAGCUGGAGCAGGUCAACCUCUUCCUCCAGUCCCAGGCCGCCUCUCAGGAGGCGCUGGAUCAGAUCAAAGCUGCCAACGAGGCCAACCUGCGCUGCCAGCUGGAGCAGAAGAUCCGGGAGCUGGAGGGGGAGCUGGGCCGAGCCCGCUCCAGUCAGCUGGACAGCCUGAGCCAGAAGGAGUCCGCGCGCUCCGAGCUGGAGCGCUACCGAGGGCUCUACGCCGAAGAGACGCGUCUCCGCAAGUCGCUCGCCACUAAACUGGAGAGGGCCAACGGUCGGCUCGCAGAGGCCAACUCCAAGCUGCUGAGCGAGCGCAGCAGGUCUCUGAUCACGGGCAACAUGACCAACGGCAGUCUGGUGGGGCCUCCCCUGGACCUGAGCUCUCUGGGCCCCCCCGCCAACCCCGGGGCCACACUCGGCUCCCUCAGCAGGGGCUUUGGAUUCCCGCUCCUCGGUGCCGUGCCGGACGGACAGAACCGCAGGGUGGAGGACUACCUGGCUAAGAUGCAGAGCGAGCUGGAUAAAAACAUAUCGAAGGAGCUGAGCAACGCAGCCGCAGAGCUGGACGCCGCCUCGACCCGCUUGUCCCCGGUGGGCUCCGCCUCCGGGGUGGAGCUGGACCCCCUCAGCAGAGCGGCACAGCAGUAUUUGGAGGUGCUGAAGAAGAACCACAGGAUCUGACGACCCAUAUUUUAUUUUUUUUUUACCUGUAAAGCCAAGACCAAGGAUCAAACACUUCAAGGGUUUUUCUGUCCUGCGUCAUGAGAUAAAUCCACUUUAAUGCACGUUGCACUUACCCGCCCGGGCCUCUGGACGGGGACAACUAAAGACGACCUCAGAAGUAUUUGUGUUUCUGGCUCGAGUUGAAUUUUAGAUUUUUAGUUGUGAAUUUUGCGCUUGCAGGAUUAACGCUUCCAAUUGUUUGUAUUUAUCGUUCUUUUUUUUUUCUUUUUUUGCCAAUUUGAUAUUUGGUACGUGCCAUCCAAUGGUGCAAUAUCCGUGUUAGUCCUCAUUAAGGAACUGUGUCAUCCUCUGUUUGUUUAUUUAUUGCUUCGCUUCAUGAACACUAUAUACUUGAACACGACGAGCUGGAAUUCUCUCCGGCUGUAAUGACGAGUUUCAGCUUGUUGUUGAUUCGCUUUAAGAGCCUGCCAGUUUAUAUUUUGUUCUGUUGUAUGUGUUGUUGUUUUUUUUAUCCUGAAAUACUGUAAAGAAAUAAAUGACUUAACUUGGUGAUGUUUCAUUUGCUGCGACGGCGGUGGUGUAAAAGUUUGUAUUCUGAAUAUAUGGGUAUGUAAGAUUUAAUAAAUAGAAGAAAAGAAGUGUUAUA
Messenger RNA from Fundulus heteroclitus (mummichog), 7407 nucleotides. It is a transcript of the gene aard, whose product is annotated as ankyrin repeat domain-containing protein 26. NCBI's taxonomy places the organism in Eukaryota, Metazoa, Chordata, Actinopteri, Cyprinodontiformes, Fundulidae. Bases 93 to 6758 code for a protein of 2221 amino acids. Gene Ontology annotation, molecular function: protein binding. The transcript is spliced from 34 exons. The record is from RefSeq and is a predicted model, not a curated record.